AUGAAUACAGUACCUACUAUCAACACACCUUAUAGUGCUAUCAAAGAUAUCGAACUUUAUGAUUUCGUAAGAGAUCAAAAGGUUAUAUCGAAUUCGUUAUGGAAAGAUUCGGCAGCAUUGAUCCUAGUUGUUCGUCGUCCUGGUUGUGCAAUAUGUCGUAAUGAAGCUUUGAAAUUAGCCUCACACCGUGACUUAAUCACAGAAAAAUUGGCAAAGCAAAUCGAUAAUGAAGUGCAAGCUUUCAAUGAUGGUUUCUGGAAAGGUGACAUUUACAUAGACGAAGAAAAAGAAUUUUAUCGUGCACUCGGUGGAGGAGAACUGAAAUGGAGCGGGACAUCAAACUUUCUUCGAUCAUCUGUGUGGAAAAAAUACUUGAGUGGACGUAAAAUCGUCGGAGGUACUUUCAAAGGGCAAGGACGAAUUCUUGGUGGCUGUUACAUUGUAUAUCCUGGCUCAAAAGGCUUAGCGUUCGAGCAUCGGGAAAAAUACUUUGGUGAUUUUCCAGCAAUAGACGAACUAAUUGUCAAAUGCAAAGCAAUCUCGUCGAAUAAUCUCGAUAGUAAUACUGACACAUCUGUUAAACAAGCGGUCAUAGAUUCAAAAUUCUGUAGAUAUAAUCCAUUAGAAUCAGGACUUUGUGGAGGUGGCAUGUGUCCUGAUUACGAUUCGGAGGAUGAUGAAUGA
Ambispora leptoticha is the source of this 684-nucleotide messenger RNA. The record is from the annotation of a GenBank genome assembly. NCBI's taxonomy places the organism in Eukaryota, Fungi, Glomeromycota, Glomeromycetes, Archaeosporales, Ambisporaceae.